Salarias fasciatus (jewelled blenny) is the source of this 2486-nucleotide messenger RNA. Its product is annotated as FAST kinase domain-containing protein 2, mitochondrial-like. NCBI's taxonomy places the organism in Eukaryota, Metazoa, Chordata, Actinopteri, Blenniiformes, Blenniidae. The transcript is spliced from 11 exons. Gene Ontology annotation, molecular function: RNA binding. The coding region runs from base 403 to 2388 and encodes 661 amino acids. Gene Ontology annotation, biological process: regulation of mitochondrial mRNA stability; mitochondrial RNA processing. The record is from RefSeq and is a predicted model, not a curated record. Gene Ontology annotation, cellular component: mitochondrial matrix; ribonucleoprotein granule.
GCGCACACGGAACGCACGGCGUGUGGGGAAGCGAACAUUUUUUAUUUUAUUUGUCCUUUUUUGAGACUUAUCUUUGCUGUUAAUGAAUCGUAGACUCUGCUUUUACCCGGACAAUGUGUCAGUUAGCGUUAUGCGACCGCAAUGAAUGUUUAAAAUGUUUAGUAACCCCGAGCUAACGACAACUCUCCUGUGUUUUUAGCUUGAAGGUUAGUUGACCUUGUUAAAUUUAACUGACCAGACGUAUUUACGUUUUAUCUAAGAAUAGGUCCAAGCGUUAAAACGAGUUGGGAUAUGUGGCUAUUACCUGCAGGUGGAAUAUUACAUAAGUAACGUAGACGUUUUCUUGUCUUGCUGUUUGCUUUCUGUUGGGAUUGUCUUCUUUACACCGCCUGUCAAAGGAGCAUGUCUGUGUGGACAGCGGAGGAGCUGAUCAGAAGGAGUCUGCGCCUCUGCAGGCCUGUAUACCAGCAGCACGGCUUUCUGGUGGCCUCAUCAGCUUCAUCCUCACCAGGUCAGAAGCUCACACGCAUCCAGAGGCAGAGCCAGAGCCAGAGGCAGCCACCCUGGUGUCCUGUCGGUUCAGUGAGGUUCUACUCGCAGGAGAGGGACAUCAGUGAUGAGGCGGAAGAGAAGGACCUGUCCCUGCCUCAUGAGAUGCAGGUGGAGAAUGCUGCCGCAGAGCAGAGACAGUGGAGCUCUCCCUUCCUGAAGCACCUGGAGCGCUGCGGCUCCCCGUCGGACGUCCUGGACCUCACCCGUCUGUACGCGCCGACGAUCAGACAGGUCAGCAGCAGCCUGGUCCGCAUGUGGGCCGUCACCAAAAAGAUGUCCGAGGACCAGCGGCGGUACGAGCUCCAGCUCAUGUUUGAGCACCCUGCCCUGGACGAGCUUCUGCAGAAGGCCAUGAGGACCAUCAGUCUGAUGCGCCACGAGGACAUGGUGUACACCCUCCUCAGUAUGGUGAACCUGGGCGUGCCUCAGAGGAGCCGGGUGGUCCAGACGUCUCUGCGAACCCUGCAGGAGAAAUUGAACGAUCUCGAUGAGAAGUGUCUGUCCAUCUUGGCCAGCUGCCUGGAGCAUAUGGACGACUGUCCCAACGUUGUCGCACUGAAAGCUGGCCUGAGUCUCGUGGUGGAGGAGCGUCUGUCGGGGAUCAAGAACGUGGUCACUCUGCAGACCAUGAUGCGCCUGCUGGGAAAAGACGCCCCAAAGGAGCUGAAAUGGAAACUCGAGAAAAAGGCCUUGUCGAUGGCAGACCAGUUCAGCGUUCCCAAUGCUCAGUGGAUGAUCUCCACUAUGGUCACUAUGGGCUUCUAUUCCAAGCCUUUGUUGGAAGUGUGCAGCAGGAAGAUCACAGAAAACCUGCACGGCAUCCCCUUCAACCGGUUGUUGAAGCUGCUGCACUCCUGCAAGGAGCUGCUCUACAGAGACUUCUAUCUGCUCACGGCCAUCUCGGACUACAUCGCCUCCACGGUGGACAUCUGGACCAACAAACAGCUGCUGCUCCUCCUGUCUGUGUUUGAGAGCCUGGCCUUCUGUCCCGCCGCCGUCAUGGAGGCUUACGCAGAGAAAGUGAUCGCCGACCCCGACAUGCUGACGCUGAAGGACCUCCUGUGCGUCCUGAAGGUGUACUCCUCUCUGAACUACGACCUGCAGCACCAGCGACGGCCGUUUCUGGACAGCCUGGGCCGCGCUCUGGACUCCUACCUGCCCAAGAUGACGGCGUUUGCGCUGCUGAAGGCGGUGUACUGCCUCUGCCUGCUGGGCCACUUCCCCCCCGCGGCGCUGGAGAGGCUCCAGCAGAGCGGCACGCCGCCGCAGCAGCUGGCAGACUCCAAGUCGCUGAAGAACAGGGAGAGAAUGUUUCACACGGUGGAGCUGUGUCUCCGCCUCGACCGCCCUCCUCUCCCUCCCUCUGUCACUUUCCCCACGUCGGUCACGGAGGGCCCCGCGCCUUCCCAGUCGUCCAUGAACCCGUGGCUCCUGGAGGGCCUGCGGAGCCUGCUGGAGGACCAGGAGCACGUGACGCUGCAGGAAAUGGUGACGGAGGAGGACUUUUACCUCAUCGACGCCGUCAUCACCAAGCGCGAGUCGAGCCGGCGGCCCGAGAGCGACGCGGGAGAGCGCGGCCCGCCAGCAGAGCGCAGUCGAAGAAUCGCCGUGGUUCACGCUGCCCCGUCCAAGUUUUGCUUCGGCACGCUGAACCCGCGCGGCCCCCUGGCCCUGAAGGCCCGGCACCUGAGGAUCCUGGGAUACGAGCCCGUGCUGGUGUCGGAGCUGGAGCUGCAGUCGGUUUCGGAGGAGCAGAGGACCGAGUUCCUCAGGACGCGGAUUUUCCCGGAACUCGUGUCAGAAAGCCGAGCUGAGGCCGGGCUGGCGGCGUCUUGAAGGCCGUGAACCAACACCAAAAUGCAACGCAGCGACUUCAAAUCUCAGAUGAAAUGGAUUCAGAGACUUUAUUCAACAUCCGAAACAUUAAAGCGAUU